Molecule: messenger RNA, 1302 nt
Organism: Alligator sinensis (Chinese alligator)
Lineage: Eukaryota; Metazoa; Chordata; Crocodylia; Alligatoridae
Gene: GPR68
Product: G protein-coupled receptor 68
Exons: 2
Coding region: 200-1291 (363 amino acids)
Biological process (GO): G protein-coupled receptor signaling pathway; cellular response to pH
Cellular component (GO): membrane
Molecular function (GO): G protein-coupled receptor activity
Source: RefSeq, a predicted model, not a curated record
CAUGUUAUUAGCUGCAGUUUGUACACACAGAGUUGGGAGAGGAGAAAACCUGUUGUGGGUAUGAACAGUUGUUAGCGUCCUAAGGCCAACGGACACUUCAGCAUGAAGGCUGUGUGGAAGGAAUGAGUUAUAUGUGAAAUUAAAAUCUACACCUACCCACUUGGGAUCCUCAUGAGUGAUCUGUGGUCAUUGUUAGAAGAUGGAGAAUUUCACAGAAAACGUUUCUGGGAAUAAUUCAAUAAACUGUACCAUUAACCAUGGUAUACACCAGACUUUAUCUCCUGUCAUAUACAUCCUUGUCUUUGUACUAGGUCUCCCAGCUAACUGCCUCUCACUAUACUACGGGUACCUGCAGAUUAAGGCUAAAAAUGAACUGGGCAUCUAUCUGUGCAAUUUGACCGUGGCAGACCUGUUCUACAUCUUUUCUUUGCCCUUUUGGCUCCAGUAUGUUUUACAGCAGGACAACUGGCCAUACAAUGAACUGUUGUGCAAAAUCUGUGGAAUCCUCCUGUAUGAGAAUAUCUAUAUCAGCGUGGGCUUCCUCUGUUGCAUCUCCAUUGACCGCUAUCUAGCGGUAGUGCACCCUUUCCGUUUUCAUCAGUUUCGAACAAUGAAGGCUGCUGCUGUAGUGAGCGUUGUUAUCUGGUCCAAAGAAAUUCUGACAAGCUGGUUUGUCUUUAAGCAUGGUGAAGUUAGUAAGGAUGCCGAAAGUCAUGCUGUAUGCUUUGAACAUUAUCCCAUCAAGAGCUGGGAGCAUAAUCUCAAUUUCUACCGCUUCUUUGCUGGGUUUUUUUUCCCCUUCUUUCUUCUGGUUUUUUCUUACUGUGGCAUUUUACAAGUGGUCCACAAGAGCCAUGGCACUCAAAAGAAGAAAAAAAUCCAAAUCAAACGGCUUGUUUCAAGUACAGUUGCCAUUUUCUUGGCUUGCUUUGGACCAUACCAUAUCCUCUUGGUGGUUCGCAGUGUAUUUGAGAACAACUGCACAUUUGCUGAGAAGAUCUUUAAUAUUUACCAUAUUUCUCUCUUGCUGACUACUUUUAACUGCAUUGCUGAUCCAGUGCUGUACUGUUUUUCCAGUGAAAACACCCAUCAAGACUUUGUCAAAAUGCGAGACUCCUGUUCAGCAUGCCUAAAGUGUUUAGGGACUGAAACCAAAGAAUCAUACCAGCUGAGUACUCCAGAAAAUUUCAGGAAAAGUAGCGGGGCACGUGCUGAGCAAGAACCAGGAUUAUUAAAUAAUGUACAUGCUGUUAAGAAAAUGAAAGAGUCUCCCAUUACCAGUACAGACUGACAGUAGCACGA